AUGUCUUGCAUAAUCAAUCAAUUAGGCUUGAACACCAAAGUUCCCUACCACUUCCUAUUCUACUCCUUGACCUUUGGAGGCACGGCAUUCUACUCGUUUGUUGUUUCCCCCUUGAUCUUCAAGGAACUCAGCAGGGAGGAGUUCAGCAAGGUCCAAUCCAAGGUGUUUCCUUGCUACUUCAAGUUUCAAAUUGGUGCGCCACUAAUUGUGGGAUUAUUGACUCCGUUGGCUUUUUGUCCUUUCAGUGUUGGCACACUUGUUGCUUCAUCCCUUGGCGGUAUUUUAAAUUUGUUUGUCUUUGAACCUAAAUGCAGCGUACUUAAAGAUGAGAGAAACAAGUUGACUAGUAUUAACAAGGAUAAGAAAGAGAAUGGCGAACCUAGUGACGAAAUGGCUGCUUUGAACAAGCAGUUUGGCAGAUGGCACGGUUUGAGUACUUUGGUCAAUUUGGUCUCGAUUGCUUCCCUUGGUGUCUACGGAUUGACCUUGGCUAGAGGAUUAAGCAAGCUCAAGUAA
Lodderomyces beijingensis is the source of this 516-nucleotide messenger RNA. NCBI's taxonomy places the organism in Eukaryota, Fungi, Ascomycota, Pichiomycetes, Serinales, Debaryomycetaceae. The record is from the annotation of a GenBank genome assembly.